Molecule: messenger RNA, 1708 nt
Organism: Aspergillus nidulans FGSC A4
Lineage: Eukaryota; Fungi; Ascomycota; Eurotiomycetes; Eurotiales; Aspergillaceae
Product: SMP-30/gluconolactonase/LRE family protein
Exons: 7
Coding region: 1-1329 (442 amino acids)
Source: RefSeq, a predicted model, not a curated record
AUGCAGAGGCAAAUGCAGUUAAACGGCUUUUGGGAUCCUGGCCGACUUGCCGUGUCACAUCCAUGGAACAGAAUCUGUCAGAUUCAGGGACCGACGGCAGCAAAGGACGCGUUUAGCGACGGUUUCCACCGGUCGGAUGAAAUCCCAUUUGCUCUCAGCUCCUCCACUGUUGCUCCCGAAAUUCCUGCACAGGGGGAAAGUGAGGCUGCUGGAUACGGGACUAGGGGGUACAUGGAUUUAAAUGUAGCUUACCAAAAAGAGUACAAGAGUGACGUGGACUCGAUGAAACUUGGGGAAGUCCCAACAAUAAUCAUCAAGGCCAAUGACCGGCUUGAGUGGACGAAGCAACCAAGUCCUACCACAGUCUUACUCUUGCGUCUUGGCAAUCCGGAAGCGGGUGCUGUGUCACCAUCUCACCCCGUUCCAGCUCAAGCGAGGGUCUCAGACCAAGAAUGUCUUCCAUCCAGAAGUGGACGGUUUCUGAGUAAGAAUGAGCUUCGCUUCGUCGACAUCUGGGAGCAGAAGCUGUACGCCCUGGACCUUGCUAAGGGCCCUGAGUCCUUGAAGGUGCUCGAUACGUCCGAGUCCAUUGGGAUGACCGCGAAUAUUGCAAACGGUAACGAUAGCCAGAAGGAUCAUAUAGUCGCGGCCGCUAAGUAUGGAUUCGCCCUCGUGAACCGCAAUACAGGCGAGCUGUCAUACAUCGCUCGCCCGUGGGAUGAACCAGAUCUGCUCAGAAGAAUGCGCUUCAACGAUGGGGCGGUCGACAGCAAGGGCCGUCUCUGGGCUGGAGCCAUGAACGAUCCCAAGGUCCAAAGUCUGAUCAAUGAAGGGGUGCUUUUCCGGCUAGAUCCAGACCUGAAACUGAGUCGUAUGGUUGAGCAGUUGACGAUACCAAACGGUAUUGGCUGGAACUCCGCCAACGAUACGAUGUAUCUGACAGAUUCCCCAACGGGGAAGAUCUUCGCUUUCGACUUUGACGAGAGCACUGGAGAGAUCAGUAACAGGAGAGUCCAUUUCGACACUGGAGAGCCAAAAGAACCUGACGGGUUCGCCAUCGACAGUGAAGGAUGUAUCUGGAGUGCAAUCUACGGCGGGGGUAAGGUGAUCCGCAUCGAUACCCAAGGCAAAGUUAUUGGCGAGAUCUCACUUCCCACCCGAAACAUCACCUGUCCGGCUUUUGUGGGGACAGAACUAUUCAUCACCACGGCCAAGGACGACAAAAAUGACGACAAGUUCCCGGAGUCGAUUCGGUAUGGAGGGCAUCUCUACAAAGUUGAUGUGGGAGUCCGAGGACAACCAAGACAUGAGUUUCGCUUCAGUCAAUGACCAUUACUCAUGUGAGGAUAAGCCGGAGUGAAUCAUAUUGUUGGGGGUUAAUGAUUGGAAAUCAUUAUUGCUGAAAACGGUGCUUUGGAUCCCGAGGUCGAAAGCCUCAAAAUGCCCUAAAGCUCAGGUCCUGCUGCCCUCCAGACUGGACGAAAUUGGUCCCUUUCGGAUCAGUCACGCAUAUAUUUCUUAGCAGCCGAAACCGAUUCAAUAGUUCUCCGAUCUAAGCAUCUUACCCAAGACCUGUGUAACAAUCCCCAAAAAGGGGCAGCGCUGAAUCCGGCCUCGGGGGACGAGGUACGGUUGUGCUGAGACCAAGCAUCGUCAGCCCUGCUUCACGCCGUUACCAUAGUACAAAUGUUGAGCAUACCUUUAAUGG